This is a messenger RNA of Gigantopelta aegis, 2958 nucleotides long. Its product is annotated as regulatory-associated protein of mTOR-like. Gene Ontology annotation, cellular component: TORC1 complex; cytoplasm. Gene Ontology annotation, molecular function: protein binding; protein-macromolecule adaptor activity. NCBI's taxonomy places the organism in Eukaryota, Metazoa, Mollusca, Gastropoda, Neomphalida, Peltospiridae. Gene Ontology annotation, biological process: TORC1 signaling; positive regulation of cell growth; positive regulation of protein serine/threonine kinase activity. The record is from RefSeq and is a predicted model, not a curated record.
AUGGACAAGGACAUCUUACCAGUGGAGGAUGCAUCAGAACUGCCUGAUUGGCGAUUGCCCCUCAGUUUUAUGAAGAGUCGUCACAUGGAGAGUAUUAAGGGACUCCCUUCAAUGGACGACAGCUGGAGAGUUAAAGAUAGACUAAAGACUUGGAGCGUGGCACUUGCAUUAUGUCUGAACAUAGGUGUUGAUCCUCCUGAUGUUGUUAAGACUAAUCCUUGUGCACGUAAAGAAUGUUGGAUUGAUCCUUUAUCAAUGAGCCCUCAAAAAGCUAUGGAACUGAUUGGUAACAAUCUUCAGAAACAAUAUGAAAGAUGGCAACCUAGAGCAAGAUAUAAACAGUUACUUGAUCCAACUACUGAUGAAGUUCGCAAACUGUGCAUUGCUCUCCGUAAAAUGCUAAGGUCAAAUGAAAGAGUAUUAUUUCAUUAUAAUGGCCAUGGAGUGCCUAGACCUACCACCAAUGGAGAGAUAUGGGUCUUUAACAAGAGUUAUACACAGUAUAUUCCAUUGUCUGUGUAUGAUUUGCAAGUCUGGAUGGGGAAACCCUCUGUAUAUGUAUUUGAUUGUUCUCAUGCUGGACAAAUUCUUGAGUCUUUUAAACUUUUUAGUAGAGAGAGGGAGAGUGAGUUCUUUUUAGAGGUAAACCCAAAUUCUACUAACCUCAGUAAUUUCUCAAUGAAUUGUUUUGGUCUACUCAAUGAGUCUAUACUCUUAGCAUCUUGUGGUGCUAAGGAACUUCUUCCUAUGAACCCACGUCUACCAGCUGACCUUUUCACCUCUUGUCUGACUGCUCCUAUCAAGACAGCUUUACACUGGUUUUGCUUACAAAAAAUUGGAAAAUUAAUUCAUGGUGUGACUGAAGAGAUGUUAGACAAGAUACCUGGCAAACUUAAUGAUCGUAAGACUCCACUUGGAGAGCUAAACUGGAUCUUUACAGCCAUUACUGAUACAAUAGCAUGGAACUCUCUAUCACACGAGUUGUUUCAGAAAUUAUUUCGUCAAGAUCUUUUAGUUGCAAGUUUAUUUCGAAACUUUCUUUUAGCUGAGAGGAUUAUGCGUUCCUAUAAUUGUACACCAGAGUCUCAUCCCUAUAUUCCUUCAACUUAUCAACACCCAUUAUGGCAAGCAUGGGAUCUGGCUGUUGAUCACAUUAUGUCACAAUUACCUCAUCUUAUUGAUGAUACUCAGGAAUAUGAGCCGAGCUCGUUCUUUCCUGAGCAGUUAAAUGCAUUUCAAAUUUGGUUACUUAGUUCACCUGACAUACGACAACCACCCACACAAUUACCAAUAAUAUUACAGUUUUUAUUGAGUCAAGCUCAUCGACUGCAAGCUCUCGAAUUACUCGGUCGUUACUUAGACAUGGGACCUGAAGCUGUAUAUGCUGCACUUUCUGUUGGCAUAUUUCCGUAUGUUUUAAAACUCUUAGCUAGCAAAUUACGUGAGCUCCAACCUAUUCUAGUAUUUAUAUGGGCUAAAAUCUUAGCUGUGGAUAAAGGUUGUCAGUCAGAUCUUGUUAAAGAUGGUGGCUACAAGUAUUUUAUUUCUGUAUUAGCAGAUACUACCAUUCAAUAUGAAUAUCGUACAAUGGCAGCAUUUAUAUUAUCAUCUAUUGCUAGUAAUUAUCUCAAAGGACAGGAGGCGUGUCUUCAAAAUAAUGUCAUAUCAAUCUGUUUGUCUCAACUUGAGGAGCCUAAUGCUGUUUUAAAGCAAUGGCUAGCAAUAUGUUUAGGAAGAUUAUGGCAAAAAUACGAUGCUGCUAAAUGGUGUGGAGUUAGAGAUAGCGCUCAUGAAGAAUUAACACCAUUACUAUGGGAUGAAGUACCUGAGGUACGAGCAGCAGCAGUCUUUGCAUUGGGGAUGUAUAUGUUUAAUUCCUCAUCAGAUGGUCGCCAAAGUAACCAUGCUACCAGUAUAGAUCAUGCUGUUGGUAUGGCAUUGUUUCCAUUAGUAUCAGAUGGCAGUCCACUAGUCAGAAUGGAGCUGGUAACCUCAUUACAUGGUUUAAUUUUACAAUACGAAAGAGAAUUUCAAAUAGCAGCUCUUCGUUGUUCUGAUACUGAGAAAAUGAUUCCUUCAAAUUUAAGUACUUCCUUGACUCCAGGUGGUUGGAUCAAUGUCUUUAUUGAUCCCUCCUCUGAAGAAGGAGACAGAAAACAACCAGAGGAUUGUGAUCGAUUUAGUGAGAGUUAUUUGCAAAGAGAGUUUCGUUUUCUUCGCAACCACACGAUGAGAGCAGAAAGCUGUCAAAUUAGUGAUAAACUAGAAAGAUCAAAGUUUAAUGAUCAAAUAUUUGUUAACAAAGAAAAAACACCACAAGAAUUAAAAUUUCAUCCUUAUAUUCCACAGUUGGCUGUACUUCAUAAAACAUCAUGGAGUAUAUGGGACGUUGAACAAGGCGUUAAAUUAUGUACACAUUCAAAUAACAACUCACAUAGUAGAAUAACAGCUGCUGAAUUUAUCAAUCCACAUGAUAUCUCAUUCUUGCUAACUGGAACAGAUGAUGGUUGUGUCAGAGUAUGGCGAGAAUAUUCAAAUUUUGAUCCUCCUGCUCUUGUAACAAGUUGGAGAGCAUUAAAUGACAUUGAACAUGGGUCAAAAAAUGUUGGUAUGGUGAUUGAGUGGGAGCAGCCAACUGGAUUAUUAUAUGCUACUGGUGAUGUCCGCUAUAUUAGAGUGUGGGACACUCAUAAAGAGUUAAAAAUACAAGAUAUUGUUACUGGAGCUGAAAGUUGUGUAACAAGUUUAUCAUUGGACCACUGUGAACGUUCUCUGAUUGUAGCUGGUUGUGGUGAUGGCACAGUACGACUUUAUGACAGAAGACUUCCAUCAUCAAACAGUCUUGUACAAGUAUUAAGAGAACAUGAUAGUUGGGUCCUUAAUGUCCAUAUUGAACAGCCAGUCAAUAACAUUAUUUCUAUGAGUUAUGGAUGGCUGCUGGAGGGACAGAUGGAUUGA